This is a messenger RNA of Ostrea edulis (European flat oyster), 5969 nucleotides long. RefSeq lists its product as uncharacterized. Gene Ontology annotation, cellular component: endoplasmic reticulum lumen. The coding region runs from base 1861 to 3234 and encodes 457 amino acids. NCBI's taxonomy places the organism in Eukaryota, Metazoa, Mollusca, Bivalvia, Ostreida, Ostreidae. Gene Ontology annotation, molecular function: protein N-acetylglucosaminyltransferase activity. The record is from RefSeq and is a predicted model, not a curated record. The transcript has 2 exons.
UGGGCAAGUAUAGAACGAUGACUUUUUGGAAUAUCCAUGAUUACAUAUUUUUCUGUUUGAAAAUCACUCAUAUUUUUUACGGUUCGGUAGGUUCUAAGUUUUGAAACGUUUUGGACCUCUUCAUUCCAGCCAUUCAUAAAAUCCCUACGAAGUUUUUCUUCCACUGUGUUUAAGUUACAGACCAUACGAUUUAGGAAAUAUACUGUCAUAUCAAGAGAUUCAAAAAGGAAUUUGACUGUAUUUGACCAAUUUAUGUUGUGUGAUUGUUCUAUAUCCCACAUGAAUUUUUUUUCGUAAGCCUGUCGUCCGGCAUUGUAACGAGUCGAUUCCAUAGGCGUAAAAUAUUCAUUUGAUGUCGAUAAAAUGAAGGACGCCAACCACAUUCUCCUUGAAUAGCUAAAAUUGGAGUAAAACGAUGUACACCAAGAAAGUACCGCAAUGCACGAUGCUGUACAGAUUCAAUAUUAUGAUAUUUGCCAUACCCCCAUACACCACUACAGUAAUCCAAAAUAGGUGCGACUCCGAUAAGGUACAUUUUCUCGUAUGUUCUGAAUCCUACUGAUUUAUCCGUAUGUAAUUUGGAUAUAACAGCUCCUAGGGCUUGUCCCCCCGAUUUCGCAAGAUGUUUGCUGUUCUUGAACGUGGAAAAUUCAUCAAACAAUACACCGAGAUACUUAUAAGAUGACACAUAAUCUAGAAGAUCUUCUCCUAUGUUGAAUAUAUGCUCACUUCGUUUUCGCUGUUUUUUCCGAAAAUGUACUACUUUACAUUUAGUAGAGUUGAUAUACAGCUUCCAUUUCUUACACCAGCUAGAAACAACAUCGAGCACUGCAUCCGUGUCGGCCUCAUUCUGUGCAAUUAAUGCCAUGUCGUCUGCGUAAGGGAGGACAUUCAGUUUGAAGUCGCCGAUUUGGAUUCCAUUGUUUAGGUCUUUUAAUUGUACAGCAAGAUCGUUGAUAAACAAGGCGAACAAUGUUGGAGAAAGAUGAUCUCCCUGUCUAACUCCCGAUGUACAGCCAAACCAGUCAGUAUAAUAGUUACCUAAGCGAACACAGGACUCGGUAUUUCGAUGCAAAGGUUUCACUGCUUGGUAGAAAUGUCCAUCCACUCCAUUCUUAAGUAAACUGUAUUCCAUCAAAUCUCUAUCCACCAUAUGAAAUGCCUUUUUUAAAUCAAUGAAAGUAAUAGACGUAGAGUAAUAUAAUUCCAGUAUACCAGUACAUUACCGCCACAGUAAUUUGUCCCUUCGUUCGUCCUUUUUCUUCGGGGUGUUUAGACUAGCGUGGACGUGGUUUAACCAUUUCAUAUCCUUGAUGUGAUCUUUAUCACUUGCAGCAAUGAUAAUUUCCUUACCUAACGGUUUCCAAGGUUUUAAGUUAAAUUUCAUAGAUAGUGGAUGCAGAAUUCUGAUUUUUUUUUUCUUUGUAAGAUUUAAGCCUCCCAUCCAAAUUUGGUCAAACUGGAAUAACACCUAUACAAACCACUUAGUUCCUUUCCAAGAUUACAAAUCUAGGUCACCAUGAUGCGUAUUUUUAAAAGAUUCUGAAUUUUCUUGUGUAAAAGGUGUAGUUAAGAUGUAUUUCUUGACGAUUUUUAUCAAAAUUUCUUGAAGACAACCAUGCAUAAAUAUUUAGGUCCGUGUUGGUUUGUCAAGAAUGAACGUAAAAAGUUGGAAAAUCUGGGAGGGUAAUUUCUUCUUUUCAAUACUUUAGUAAGGAUGCUGCUUGAAUCUUCACCAAGACUAGAUACAAAAGGUCAAGGUCAAUGGAACGGAAAUUACAAAAUUUCUCCAGUACCACAUGCAGGCACCAUCUUUAAUAUUCGGAUUUCCAUAUUCCGAGGGAUGGUACAUGAUGCAGAAUGAGAUUGAGACUGAAGUAUCUUGGCACGGCCAUUGUGAUCGUAAACCUAAUAUUCCUCUAUUGUUUCUAUACCGACUUCCAUGGUGGUUUAACUGAAUUAACGUACGGCAAGCAGAUUCUCAAUUCUCCAAAGACAGCGCUUUUCAAAUUGUCCAUAAAUCUUAGAUUCCCGCCAACGGAAACGUUAGGUAAUGUCACGUUUGCAAAUAUAAACAUUGAUCAGGAUGAUACUUUUUUAACAUGGUUGAAAGAUGAAACAUCUCUCUGCGAAGACGGGUUCCUGGGAUACGCACAUUUAUUCGCCAAAUUAAACAACGUUUUUCUGGAUCCCUCUUUCAGUGCUGGGCCUGAAGGCGGAGAAGACAUCCAAAGCGUAAUCAACCGCCCUGAAGAGGAGGAAUUUCUCUUUGUAAAACCCGGCUAUUUCCAAAUCCAUUGUCAAAACAAGGAAAUCUCUCAAUAUACAUUUGAAAGUGAUGAUCAUCUGAUGAAAUGGAUGUCUGCACUAAGGCCAGUGUUAGAAUUUACGUCGUACGAGGAUAUUCCGGAGGUGACGAUUGCAGUGACUCGAUAUGAAUAUGCCAAUAUCUACCAUACUAUGACAGACUGGUAUAAUGCUUAUUUAAUGCUUUUAUUCUUUAAUAUCAAAAGUUUACGAGCCAACAUCUUAUUCGUCGAUAGCCAUCCACGUGGUGAAUUGGACUCCACCUGGACUACUUUGUUUGGCGAAUUCAUACGCGCCAGGCAGGUAAAGAAACCGAAACGUUUUGAAUCGCUUAUAUGGAAUAUCCAAGGUUACAGAAGUCCAAUGUAUGAUCACGAGCUGCCAUCUAUACCGUAUAUCGAAUAUUUUAGGCUAUUCUUUCUAGGAAAACACAAUGUACUAUCGACAAAGACCCUACAUUGUAAAAAUUUAUCCAUCCUGUUCAUAUGGAGAAGAAAUUAUGUGGCUCAUCCGCGGAAUCCGAAAGGCGUAGUAAGUCGAAAGGUAAAAAAUGAGAAGGAACUGGAGAGUUUAGUACAUGAAUUAUACCCAAAUCAUUCCAUUGCCAGUAUACAGACAGACAAACUGACCAUGCGCGAUCAGCUUUCUGCGAUAGUAAACACAGACAUUCUCAUCGGAAUGCAUGGGGCUGGCUUGACGUUGGCUUUAUUUCUGCCAAAACACGCAGGCCUUGUUGAAAUUUAUCCGAAAUACUGGUCAUCUGAUAAUGCACAUUUCAGAGCCAUAACACGGUGGCGAAAUUUACAAUAUCGGCAAUGGCAAAAUACGAAGAAUGAGAACGAAUUCCCAAACCAUUAUACAUAUAUUCCCCCAUCUGUGAUCCAAAAUCUGCUGUCCGAAACCAUUAACGAGAUGUGCAGGCCUUAAGGAGGUAUGAUACACUAGAGAAAUUUGAUAUGGAUGAAAAUUGGAGGAUAUGUACAAUAUUUUGAAAUUAAAAACUUUCAAAUUUAUUUCAUAUAGUCAAAAAUGCAGCUUUAGUAGGAAGCAAUCUGUAUAAAAAAAAAAAAAAAAAAUUCCUGCUGGACUCGAACCCGCGAUCUACAGUUCAGUUGUCGACUUGUUAACCCACUAAGCUACUCAGCUAGGCAAUAUUUUAAUGUUUAUAUUUUCAUUCAUGUUUUAAAAGAAAGUCAGCCAUUAUGACGAUGUAGAGUACCUCCUUAAAUGAACGUAAAGUAAUUUACGUAGUUACAUGCCAUUUUAGCAUGUACACUGGCUCAUUUUAUAUAACAGUUUAAUGGAUAGACUAUGAUACAUUAACUCAAAUGACAUUCAUCAACUUCAUAUUCAGAUUUCCCGUAGUAUUUUGGGAAUUUUUCAGUAUUUCUUCGUUCCAUGGACACUUUGAUUUGAAGUCUUUGAUUUAUAAUUCUGAAAAUUCAUAUCCUGGGUAUAUUCUAUAGAUACUUUAGAAAUUUUUGAAAAUACAUACGGAUAUUAAUUGUGUCGCUUUACGCUGGCAUACUUCAUGAAAUGCGUUAACGCAUUUCUGGUGGUUUUCCCUGCCGUUACAUAGGCAUACUGUACUUAUCAAGUAGUCAUUUAUUUACACGUGUAUUGUUGACAACUUCAGCGCGUUCAUGAGGAUAUGUCUUUCAUUACAAUUUGUAAAAUAUAUAAAAGGCAAAAACAUUACAAAUAUGAAUGUCAUAACAUACCACAACUCUAGAUAGUAUUUGUUCAAGUCCUGUCAUGUACGUUGAUUAUAGAAUUCAUUCUGGUUAUGAGACUUACAGUAGUAUAUAUAGCAUGCGUACAGGAAAUUCUUGUAAGUGAAAACUUCAAUUCGACUUCAAUUCUGUGGGAGGCUACAUGGUAUCCAUACGAGGGACAGAGAGACGAGUUCCUUCAACUAUUUGGAAGUGGAAUUCAAAGUCUCCAUGAUAACCAUAUUGUCGCGAUACGUGUAGUUCAAUGGUAGGGCGUUUGCUUCGUAUCCGGUAGUUUGUGAGUUCGAGCCCCACUUGUGCCAUAGCUGCGUCAAACCCAAGACAUUAAAAUAGGUAGUGAUUGAUUCUUUGCCAAACGCUUGGAUUUUAUAAGGGAGAAUCACGGGUCUUUCGGAUAUGACCUUAAUAACGGAGGUCUCAUAUCGAUACAGGCGUUGGCACGAAAAAGAACUUCCACUGCUACGACCCCGGGGGCCGUUUCACUAACCGGUCGUAGAUCCUAAACGUAGAUGUAAUUGUGAGUGUAACACGACUAAAGGUCACGACUUGCGAUUUACAUAUUUUUGAUUUUCAUAAUUUAAUAAUGGGGAGGGGUUAAAUCCCAAUUUGGAAGUGUAACGCGUCUGUAGAGUUUUAUGAGGGUAGUUAGAAACUGAAUGUACAAACUAUAUACACAAGCAAGGGGUGGGUAAUUAUUGGACCUUUGGGGCCCCGAUCCCUUGUUAUUAAGUGCAAUAUCAAUAAUGAUUUUCAAUACACAUCAUCACAUAAAGUCGGAAGUAUAUUCUUACAUGUCUAAACGAGGAAAAAAGAUAAUCAUACAAUAAAAACGCAUGGGGAAAAUAAAUUACAAGUUUUGAAAGGGAAAAAUUGAGUCUGAUAUUUGUUUGAAAUUUAUACAUCAUUUUUCUAAAUUAUUUUCGUAAUCUUCUUUUAUCCCUUGAAUAUGAUUUACUUAUGAAUGGACAUAAAGAUGUAAUCUUUGGUAAUUUAUUUGGACCAUUAUCGUGUCAUUACAAAUAUUUACAAUAUUUGUAAAGAAUAUUAUAUUUUACAGUUUAAUGAGUGUUUUUUAUUGUUUUUGUUGUUUUGUUUUUUUUGCCAUUGAUGCAGUAAUUUAUUAACGUCUCUAGUCUAAUAAUGUUUACAGUGUGUAAGAUAAUGCGUAAUAACACACACCACUAUCUUCUUCGUACAAUUUGAUAGUUAGAAUUCUAACGAAAAGCCCUUAUAUUGUAUCUAUGCAAAGCUGAAUUCGAAUAAAGUGUGCCAUAUUCCGUCUCAGGGUUAGGGUUAGUAUAAUGAUACUUCAAGUAUAGGUCUCUGUGGGUCUGGAAUUAAAUAUCUCAAUAGAAUUUUAAUCCAACAAUUGUUUGUACUUGUGUUUGUUUUUUGCUAUAUGUAAGAAUAUAUUCAUUGUAUAUAUACAUAUGUUAGGGUAACUGGUAAGCUUCAAAUUACGGAUUCAUAAUUUAGUACAAAUGUAAUCAGUAAACUUGUUCACUUUUUGUACUUUUUAAAAAGUACUAAAAUAUUAUUCCAUCUAAAGAGUAGUGAGGAUUGAUUGAUUGAUUGUAUCUUGUUUAACGUCUCGCUCGAGAAUUUUUCACUCAUAUGGAGACGUCAAUUUUAUUCGGGUGUGACCCAUCAACAUUAAUACGAAAUUACACUUAUGUUCAUGCUAAUCAGCCACUUUGCCGGUGUGCAUUUAUACGUUUAAUUGUCGAUCAUUAUAAAAGCGUAUUGUACAUGUACAUGUAAUAACGUGCCCAUUGAUGUCGAGGAAGACUUCGUGUUAUCUCUGAAAUAUACCAUGUCAUGAUUAUCAUUUUUUUUUUAUCAAUUGUAUUAUUUAUGUAUUAUUUAUUGUAGAAUUGCACUAUGGUUUGAUCUUGCUGGUUUUUAAUAUAAUAAACUAAGGAAAUGAAA